GAAUGUUGAUCGCCUUUCAUUUCUAAGAACUUCAUCUUUUUGUGCUUUUAUCUCUUCAUUCGAUUUGCUUCAUAUAUCAUUAUUUUUUAUCUUGUUGAUGAAUAUAUAUAUUUUUUUCAGUGAUUCUUUAAACCAAAAUGCAUGUGAAUGGAAAAGAAUUAAUAACCACCUCCUUCAAACCUGCGACGAUUGAAGGAAGAAUAAAUUACAGAGUUCUUCAUCCGGGAAAGUCGAAAGGAAAUUUCAAGGAAUUCUGGUUUAAAUUGACAGGCAAUCUUCUUUUUUACUUCGGUUUGAACAAUUUUGGAGGAAUUAAAGGAAAUGAGCCUAUUGGUGUGAUAGUUUUAGAAAAUUGCUCCGUAGCAUUUGAUGAAGAUGGAUCUGGGGUAUUUGCUUUUGUUGUUACUUUCUCUGGUGAUCAAGACAGACAUGUGUUCUCUUGCUUCAGUGUGAAUCAAGCACAGAAUUGGGUCAUAGCCUUGAGGCAAGCCAGUUAUGAACAUUUGAGAAUCCAAGUCAAAAUUUUAGAGAGUAAACUGGAAAGUCUUGGUGGAAAGAGCAUUUUUAAAUGGAGUACCACAGCAGCAUCAUCAAGUAGUACUACACCAAGUAGUGUAUUUAAACAGCCUUCCAAUUCUGCAGUUCCCGCUUUACCUACGCCCCCAGCCAGAAAACGUAUCGGGCCUAAAGCAAAAACAUUUGUGAGUCACAUGUCUGACGAAAAUCCCCUGCCGAUAAAUUCUUUCAUAAGUGAUAACAAACAGCCUGAUCAAGACUUGAUCAAAUGGUGAUUAGUGAUGAAAAAAACAACCGUCCGACUUAAAAAAAACGUGCCAAUCAUAAAGAGAUUUAGAUAGAUUUGUGUAAUUAAUAUUAACAUUCCUCUAUUAAGCAAAUUAAGUUAUGUUCGGCUGAUUUUCGAAAUCUAGUCAUUAAAUAAUGGCUCAAAGAAAAACUGCCUCUCGUUCGUCGCAUUGGUUUGCACUUGUUACAAUUGGCUAUUCCGCUGUAUCACAUUGACAUCGACAGGCAAACUAAUGUCGUUUUUAGAAAUCUUCUUUCUUUUGAAGCUGCGUGGCCGUGAACGUUGAUGGUUAUUUUCUUUUGGUGUGCAGUUACUGAUUCGGUUGCAAAAGCCGGUCAAGAAUGUUUGAAUCAAUUGGUUAUCAACAUUGUACAGAAUAAAUCCUUUUCGUUUAUCCCA
This is a messenger RNA of Daphnia pulicaria, 1204 nucleotides long. RefSeq names its product pleckstrin homology domain-containing family J member 1-like. Gene Ontology annotation, biological process: endosome organization; receptor recycling; retrograde transport, endosome to Golgi. Bases 138 to 791 code for a protein of 217 amino acids. The record is from RefSeq and is a predicted model, not a curated record. Gene Ontology annotation, cellular component: recycling endosome; early endosome; trans-Golgi network. The transcript is spliced from 5 exons. NCBI's taxonomy places the organism in Eukaryota, Metazoa, Arthropoda, Branchiopoda, Diplostraca, Daphniidae.